Molecule: messenger RNA, 8057 nt
Organism: Sceloporus undulatus (fence lizard)
Lineage: Eukaryota; Metazoa; Chordata; Lepidosauria; Squamata; Phrynosomatidae
Product: phosphatidylinositol-binding clathrin assembly protein-like
Exons: 20
Coding region: 354-2318 (654 amino acids)
Biological process (GO): synaptic vesicle budding from presynaptic endocytic zone membrane; clathrin-dependent endocytosis; clathrin coat assembly
Cellular component (GO): clathrin-coated pit; extrinsic component of presynaptic endocytic zone membrane; clathrin-coated vesicle
Molecular function (GO): clathrin heavy chain binding; SNARE binding; 1-phosphatidylinositol binding
Source: RefSeq, a predicted model, not a curated record
GGGAAGGGGCCGGGGAUAAGAGAAGGAGGAGGAGGAGAGAAACAGAAGGAGAAAUAGGGGAAGGAGGAGGUGGUUCCUGGGCGAAAGGAGGCGGACAAAGCCGGGGCGGAACGGAGGGGAAGGAAAAAAGGCCGCCGCCGGUGUCCCCCCCGAGGGACCGCCCGGCCUCGGCUGCAGCGACUACGCAAGACCGCGGCUUCACCGCCCAGACUAGGCCGCGCCUGGCUUCUCCCAUCUUUUCUUGGGCGGCAAUCCCGGUUUCCUCCUCCUCCUCCUCCGCCUGGUGUUGGUGCUAGUCGCCUUCAUUUUCCUCCUUCAUUUCCCCCCUUCUUCUCCUUCUCCUUCUCCUCGUCAUGUCGGGCCAGUCGAUCACGGACCGGAUCACGGCGGCCCAGCACAGCGUCACCGGCUCGGCCAUCGCCAAAGCCGUCUGCAAGGCCACCACCCACGAAGUCAUGGGCCCCAAAAAGAAGCACCUCGACUAUCUAAUUCAAUGCACAAACGAGAUGAAUGUGAAUAUUCCACAGCUGGCAGACACCCUUUUUGAGAGGACGGCAAACAGCAGCUGGGUAGUCGUGUUCAAAGCUCUAAUCACAACACACCACCUCAUGAUGUAUGGGAAUGAGCGCUUCAUCCAGUACUUGGCAUCUCGAAAUACAUUGUUCAAUCUCAACAACUAUCUGGAUAAAAGUGCAAUGCAGGGCUACGAUAUGUCUACCUUCAUCAGACGAUACAGCAGAUACUUGAAUGAAAAAGCACUUUCUUAUAGACUUGUAGCAGUUGAUUUCACCAAAAUGAAAAGAGGGAUUGAUGGUGUGAUGAGAACAAUGAAUACUGAAAAACUUCUGAAGACCCUUCCAAUUAUUCAGAAUCAACUCGAUGCACUUCUUGAUUUUGAUGCCAACCCUAAUGAACUAACGAAUGGUGUAAUAAAUGCUGCCUUCAUGCUCCUUUUUAAAGAUUCCAUUAGGCUUUUUGCUGCCUAUAAUGAGGGGAUUAUUAACCUCUUGGAAAAGUAUUUUGAUAUGAAGAAGAACCAGUGCAAAGAAGGUCUGGAUAUUUACAAAAAAUUCCUCGCCAGAAUGACCAAAUUGUCAGAAUUCCUCAAAGUGGCAGAGCAAGUUGGAAUUGAUCAGGGUGACAUUCCAGAUCUUACUCAGGCUCCCAGCAGUCUGCUUGAAGCGCUGGAGCAGCACCUGGCUUCUCUGGAAGGGAAGAAGACAAAGGAGGUUUCGGCUGCCAGCAGAGCAAGUACUCUAUCCAGUGCAGUUUCCACACUUGCCAACACAGGAAUGUCCUUUAGUAAAAUGGAUGAAAGAGAGAAACAGCAGGCAUUGGAAGAAGAGCAAGCUAGGCUGCAAGCACUAAAGGAACAAAGACUGAGAGAAAUUUCUGUGGUGUCAAAUUCAACAUCUACAUCUGCCUCGCCAAGCACUUUAUCAGGGAAGAGCGUGAAUACUAAUUCUGCUGUUGACCUCUUCGUAACACCUGCACCAACCACCAAUAGCAUGCCCAACCUUUCUACUGAUCUCUUCGAUCUUCAACCUGCAUUUGUUCCAACGGUACAGAGUACUCCAGCCAUAGCAACGUCAGCAACCAGUGCCUGGGGAGGACCAUUCUCAUCUACAAAUGGCUGCGUUGGGUCUCCACCUCACCUAGACCUCUUUGAUAUGAAGCCCGUUGAAGAAGCUGUAAAAAGCACCACACCUUUUGGGGCAUCCACCUUUCCCUCCAAACAAACAGUGGAACUGUUUAGUGGCUAUCCUGUUCCUUCAGCGUCACAGAAAACUGCUGGUUCAGCCAUCAAUGUGGAUUUCGAUGCUGUCUUUGGUGGCAAGUCAGCGGUGCCUGAAUUUAAAAGUGCAACAGAUGAUGUAUUACAGCCAGUAGCACCAGCACAAAAUCAGAGAGGAGUUUUAAUUGGUCAGCAAAGUGGGAAGAUUUUGGCCAAUGACCUAGACUCCUCACUCGCUAAUCUUGUAGGAAAUCUUGGCUUUGGUGGAACGCCAUCCAAAAAGUCUGAUAUGCAGUGGAAUCAGCCUACAGAGAAGAAACUUACUGGCGGAACAAACUGGCAAGCAAAAACAAGCACCUCAACUACAUGGAAUACUGUCCCUAUUCCUCCUGCUCCACAGAUGGUACAUGCUCCAGUAACCUACCCAGCGAAUACACCUCAAGUGCCUCUGUAUGGAAUGGUACCUACUCAGAUUGGAACAACACCUAUUAUGGCACCCCAGCCUAUGAUUUAUACCCAGACAGGUCUAAGGCCAACAAAUCCCUUUGCACCUAUUUCUGGAACACAGAUACAGUUUAUGUAGAUCUGCCAAAGCAGCAAGAGACUUUGACAACCAAAUAUUGGUAGAAGGAAGACAGAACUUUUAAGCUGCAGUCUUCACCAUGGCACAUACCUUGCUCCCCGUACGAUAUAAAUUACUUUGAAUUGCUGUGCUUUAGAGAUUCUUGUUACAACAGUCAACUAUGAUAUGAAAUCAUGUUUGGUUUUGAAUAGUGUAAGACUGUUUUUCAGCGGAAAGCUGAAGUCUUUUGACGCUGGAGGUCAGCAGAGUGUGAAAAGAAAAUCCCAACUUUUCCCUUGUUAAAGAAGAGCUAACUUGAGAAUUCCUUGCAGCAUUUUCAUCCAACGGCUUCCUUACAGUAAGAUAGCGGAGGACGUCAUACUUCUAUUUAUUAUUUCCCCUGAAGUCCGUGGCGGGUCUGAUCAUGGCACUACUUUAAUGAAGUUGAGCAAUAAACCUUUCAGAGACUCUUUUAAGGAGUACCUGAUAAAAUAAGUACUCUGGUUAAGAAUUUAGUCCGACAUCAUAUAAAUGCCAAUAUCAUGCUCGAAACCCGACUGCUUUUUUCUCACAUUAGACGAGCUUCUUCUAAUUCACAAAUUUUGUACUGUGAGUUUUAAAUGCUGUGAAUCGACUUUUAACAAAACGUAGGCCAUUAACCUGGGAGGGGGGAAAAACACAACCCUGAAUGAACUGGCAUUACAGCAAGAGUUGUUCCUUCGCCAAGGGCUAGAACUGCACUUUGGCAGAGACUUGGCGCCUCGCUGUAGUCCGAGGGAAGAAGUAGUAUGUUACGGAGUCAUGGGCGCAGCGCCAGACAUGGAUGGCAAUAGCUGCACUUCCGUACACAGUCUCUUAUGUACAGACAGCAGCAUUGCUUCUGACUCAAGCUAAGAGUUGCCUUUCACGUCCCAGAAAAUGUCUGUAUGGGAAGCUUUUUUAAUCCCCCCCCCCUUAUUUUUUGCCCUUUAUUUAAGAUGUGGGGCAACAGCAUUUUCUUAGUAAUUCAUCAGUUACAUGCUGCACUUUAAGAACUGGAAAUUUAUAUUCCUGAUGACCCUCCAUCCUUUGCGCAUCGCUUUGUGGCCCUCAUUGCAGAUGGGGGGGCUAAAAAGAAAGAAAGCAAAACAGAGAGAGAGAGAGAAUGCCCAGUCACUAUAUAAAGGAAUUUUAGGGUUGGGGGGAAUGUAUAUAUAUAUAUGUAAACUUUUAAGUACAAUAUUUCCCCCGUGCUGCAAAAUCCUUUCCCCCUUUGCAACGCAUACAAAAUGCAAACAUUGUACCGCUUUGAAGAAAUUUAGCUGAAAUUUUUUUUUCCAUCGAAUGGUUCAGACUAUUAUCCUCGAAGAUACAUGAAAUGUUAUUGCAGUGUAGGAGAGCGUAAGAUAGCAGCUGACAGUCUGUGAUUUUCAACACGUCCACCGACAGUGAGAAUUUGACAUUCAAAGUUACUUUGGCAGGGCAUGUUUAUGAGGGGAGAUUGCAAGAAAACUGAUUUAUUUUAAAGCUUUUUAAAAACUAAAGAACAGUCAUACAAAAACCAUUCCCCCCUUUCUAUCACCGCUGCGAUGGUUUUCUUGUUUCGAGCCCAUUACGGCAGCAAUAACUGCAAAACGUGUUACCUGUUAAUGCCAACAUGAACGUUCUUUCAUAAAGCUUUGCCCUUGUCAUAAAUUGCAGCAACUGAGCGCACUCUUUCAUGCGUUUGCCGAGUUGUAGCCCUUGUUUCUUUUUUUACAAAUGGAGGGGUUUACAUUCAACAAAACAAGUACUUUUGUGAUCAGGCUAUGUGUCAAAUUCUCAAAGCCCAGUCUGUGUAAAGUGUCUUUUGUGUUUGUUAAUAUUGUGCCAAGAAUGUAAAAAAAGAAUAAGAAUAUGCUUGCUUCGAAAAGAAUAUAUUUGUUCUGUCAAACUAAACAUGAUUUUUUAAAAUCAUUUUUUUUACAUAUGUGUUUGCAAUUUGUAACCACUAACUUUGUAUGGAUUAAAUGUCGCAAGUGGGGAAAAAAUGUGUUUUAGACCAAAUCUUGAACAUGUACUGGCAAAAGGCAUAAACUGGAUGCAUGUAAUUAAAUGUGGAAAGUGACUUUUCAAGGGCUUUUUUUGGCUUUAAUGUAUUCUCCAGGUUUGUCCAAAACCCAUAUUUAUUGUGGUCCUAUAAAAAAAGCUGGAGCAGCUUAUCUAUGGAUCUUUUUAUUUUCUUAUUUGUUUUUAAAAAGUGGCUAUUCUAGUGAUUUAAUUCAACUAAUCCUCAUUUAGAAUUGUAUAACCUUGCUUCCAACCAAUUUUCGGUCUUUUGGUCCAGUUUAGACCAGUACAUGUGUUUGAAAUAACAUGGGUUUUAUGGUAACUAAUGAGAAAUGUUUGAUCUCUGAGUCCGUGUAAAGUUUGAGACUGUAAAAAAGGUAGAACGCUUCCUGACCUCCCCGCCAAGAUUAUUUUCUAAUCAUUCAGUUUAACUGUGUUUAAUUUAUUAUGUUUACUGGCUGCAAUCUUAUACCAGGGAACUUCAUGCAAGACCUCUCUCCUCAGAGAGUGGCAUCUUGGACUCUCCAGAGGAAAGUAUGUUUUUGUUAUGCUUUAUGUGCUUUAUUCAGUAUUAGACACUAAUUAUUAUUGAUUUUAAUACAAUUAUGAUUCACAGUGUGGUCAUUCUCAUAAUGCUCCUUUUGCUACACAAAUGAUGCAUAAACCCCCAAUACCUAGAAAUUCUCUUUCUGUUUCAUUGCAGUAUUGUCUAUAAAUGCACCCCGUAUUUAAUUCAUAUAUUUUUUUCUAUGCCCCAUCCUUUAACAUAUUGUCAUCUCAUCAACCUGCUCUACACAUGCAAAACAUUCUGGAGUAUCUAUAUCUUCGCACGCUUGUAGUUUUUGUAACUGGUGAAAUCCACUCAACCGCAAGUAACGUCUUUUGCCCCCACUGCAAGUGCAUAGCAUAUCCUGCACUUCCUUUUCAGCAGUUGGCAUUAGGAAAUAGAUUUGUCAUAAAUUAACAUGGAAGAUGUCCAGCAGCAAGUGCUACUCAAAGGGGUGGUCCAGGGACUGGUGCUAGCGGGUCCACAGCAUGUUUCCCAAAAAGAAAGAGGCCGUUUUAGUCAAUGGGCACAAAUAUAAUAAUGUUCCCUGGCACAUUGAGGGGGGAAAUGCCUGCUGGUUCCCCUCAUUGGAUAGUUUAAGAAGGACUGCAGUAGAUUUUAUGAAUAACAUUUGAUGUAACUUGUCAUCAUAGAAUGAUAGAGCUGGAAAAAAGAAGAAGGGCCAUCCAGUCCAAUCCCAUUCUACCAUGCAUUAAGACAAUAUAAGAGUACUCCUGACAGAUGGCCAUCCAGCCUCUGCUUAAAAACCUCCAUAGAAGGAGACUAUAAUUAUCCUCCAAGGGAACGCAUCCCACUGUUGAACAGCUCUCACUGUCAGGAAGUUCUUCCUAAUGUUUAGGUGGCAUCUCUUUCCACAUAGUUUGGAUCCAUUGCUUCAUGUCCUAGAAUGACAUGAAGAGCAGCAGAGUUGUGGGAUCAUUUUAAAAGCAGUUAUCUAUUUUAGCACCAAGACUUUUGCCAGUGUCUAAAAUGAGGCUGGUAUUUUCGUCAUAUAACCAAAAAUUGGAUUUCAUAAUGCAAAUUUUUUCUAGACAAAAAGCAAUUCUGAGUUUCUUCAGCGGAGCAAAGGUAUUCGCUCCAAAGCGUUUGUCCGGAGAUUGGUAUCAGCUGUAAAUAUUGGUGCUGCAACUCUGGAGGUAGUAGUGUUUAGUUGGUAGUUCUCUUAAUGAUACUUACACAAAUAUUUCAUUCAUCAGAUUUUUAAUGGAGGAUGGGGUGCCAGUGAAUUCUAGGGUGUUGUCUUUGAAUUUUAGGCUGUAAUGAUAAAAUAUAACUAAAAGGGAGCCAUCCUUCCUUUGAAGCACUGCAGGAUUGCAAGACAUCAUAUUUAUUGUUGCUAGCAGAUAGGUGGUUAUCACUGUGUUAUUGCCGUGGUCAGAAUGAUACAUACUGUAUGUUCUUAUGAGAAAUGACGAAAGUACAGAAAGCUGUAUAGUUUUCAACUUCCAGUUGGCAAAAGGUUGUUUACAGUGAUAUUAGUGGUGGUAUGCCUGAACUCUCUGGAGAGAUUGGAUUCUGUUUAAUGGUAAGAUAACCCAAUGUGUAGUCCAUUGUACAUACUUGACAGUAGCCUCCCACCCUCAUUGAUAUACUAUGAAUUAAGGUGAACUGUAAAAGUAGUAUCCCAACUAAACCCAGGACUUGCUAUCCUGAAAGUCCUACACACAUUUACCUGUAUCUGGGAUUUACUUCUGAGUAGACAUGUUUAGGGUUAUGCUGCUUAAGAGUUUGUUCUUGAGAUGUUGCCCAGCCUACUUUCUGGAAGGUAACUAGCUUUUUAACAACUUCCUUGUGAAUAUAUUGAGAACAUUAAAUGCUUUAGUAACACUUUGGGUGCAUUAAUAUUAAAAUAUUCAUUGCAACUAUGCCCUGCUGUGUUUGCCAAGGAAGGAGUAUUCUAGUGUUCCUUCUCACAAGAUUGCCUUUAGGUCAGUGUUGGGAUCUUUAAAUUUGGCAUGUAAACCCUGCUGCACAACUCAUGCCAUACAGAUUUGUUUAGACUUCAGCUGUUAAAGAAUUGGGUUUAAUAGUGAAAUACCUGUCUACUGAGAAGUAAGCCUUACUCAGUUCAGUAGGACCUGCUCUCAGGUAAGUGUGUGUAGGAUUGCCGUCUGAAACAGUUCACUGUAGUGGAUUUAGUGGUUGCAGGGUUGUCAUUUUCACAAACAUUCAUUGAUAAUAUCCAUGCAGAGCAGAAGAGCAUGCACACGCAUAAUGCAAAAACACAUCAACCCUAUUUUCUACCAUUCUCCUUUGCAACUCCUUUACAGCAGAUGGUUUAAAUGCCCCUGUCUCAAAUGAGUUUGCAAAGAGAUCUUGUAGCACCUUUGAGACAAGUUGGUAGCAUGAGCUUUCCUACACUUGAGCCUACUUCCCCAAAUGCAUCUGAGGAAGUAGGCUCAAGUGUACGAAAGCUCAUGCAACUGACUUCUCUCAGUCUCAUAGGUGCUACAAGAUUCCUUUUCAUACUGAUAUUCCAGGCUAAUACAGCUAUGUCUUUGAAUCCUGUUUCAAAUGGUUUGGGAAACAGGGACAGUUUGAUUAUAAUGUGUAGGGGGUGAUAGCUUCAUCCUGUAAAGGAGAAGUAUAAUAGCUUCAUCAUGUGGCUUCUAGAAAGUCACGCGAACUUUCACUGAUGUGCCUGUUUUGGGAAAGGUGCUCUUGUAGACACAGUUCAUUCUCUCUCCAAGGCCCCAAAUUAGACACGGGGCAGUAGCCAAUAUUUUCUGUUCACAUCUCUUUCCUGCUUAGUAUGAAUUAGGAGGUUGGGUUUGAGUAUUAUCCCGUUUCCAUCCCUUAGCCAAAUGUCUCCCAUCACCAUCAUAUCUAAUGUGAGAACUAAAGAGAAUUUCAGCAGACUUUGCUUGCCACACAACCAGGUAAUAAGCAAUACCUGCUGACAUUCCCUCGUCCAGAGAACCAUCAAAGGUGCGAGAGCUUUAUCUCCUUUUUACUUUGGCAGCCCUAACCGUACCUAUUCUGAUGCUAAAAAUGAAAUGUACUAGACUGGGAAUAAAAUGUUGUUGGAGAUAAGUUAAGGCCAUAGAUUGGUUCCUUUUAUAGUUCACAUCUUAGAUGCCACCUCCAUUCCAGUUAAUAAGCAAUGCAUGAUUAAACAAACAUGUCCAUUAACAUUUAGCUGUCCUAAGACAAAAAAAAAAACA